AAAAUAUCCGCCCCACCAAGGCUCAAGCACGCCUCCGCCUCGCGCCUCCCAUCCCACCUCCCGCAGCACCCUACCACAGUACCACCCAAUGCCCUCGGCAAACAUCUGGAUCGCCGCCUCCGACGGCGACAUAGUGAGCGUAGGUCAAUUCAUCGCGGCGGACCCCACGAUCGUUAACCGCAAAGACGAGAACGGCUACACGCCCCUCCACGCCGCCGCGUCCUACAACCACGUAUCCCUCCUGCGGUCACUGGUGCGCAGCCACGGCGGGAACGUGAACCUUUCUGACGACGACGGGGACACGCCGCUGUUCGUCGCCGAGACUGUCGAGACCGCGCGGUGCCUCGUCGAAGAGCUCGGCGCUGAUGUCGCGCAUAGGAAUCAUGCGGGUUUGACUGCGGCGGAAUCGAUAGAAGACGAUGGCCAGCUGCCGCUGGUGGCAGCGUACCUGCGGGAGAAGAUGCCUGCCACCGCCGCGGAUGGAGAGAAUGGCGUCCUGUCGUCAACGCCGACGCCACCGCCGCCGGAGAAUGUACAGGUCAGCUAUACUACGAUGGAUCUGGCCGAGGAUUUAAGUCUUCCGGUGGACGACGAGCUGCGGCGGAGGAUCGACGAGUUGGCGCAGCGCGGCGACUUUGAGAGCGAGGAGACACAGCGCGAGCUGAGGGAGCUAAUAACAGGAGUCAUGAGGGAUCAUGUAACGGAGCUCGAUGCGCAGCGGAAUGUCAGGCCACGGCAGGAUGAGCAAUAAUGGUCGUUUCUUCGAAUCGGAGGGGUUACAUAAUACCAGAAAU
Molecule: messenger RNA, 794 nt
Organism: Tricharina praecox
Lineage: Eukaryota; Fungi; Ascomycota; Pezizomycetes; Pezizales; Pyronemataceae
Exons: 3
Coding region: 89-751 (220 amino acids)
Cellular component (GO): nucleus; cytoplasm
Molecular function (GO): protein binding
Source: RefSeq, a predicted model, not a curated record